This is a messenger RNA of Pristis pectinata (smalltooth sawfish), 6300 nucleotides long. RefSeq names its product DnaJ (Hsp40) homolog, subfamily C, member 22 (gene dnajc22). The transcript has 3 exons. Gene Ontology annotation, cellular component: plasma membrane; early endosome. The record is from RefSeq and is a predicted model, not a curated record. Lineage: Eukaryota; Metazoa; Chordata; Chondrichthyes; Rhinopristiformes; Pristidae. The coding region runs from base 199 to 1227 and encodes 342 amino acids. Gene Ontology annotation, biological process: endocytosis.
CUGGAUUUAAUCAGAGACUACACGACAUUGUCCGAUCGUGUUAGAUGAAAAUCUAGGCUAAAGACAUGCUUCAAUCAAGAACCCCAUUAAAGAUAUGGACUGAUCCAUCAAAUCCUUCACUGAACUCUUAGCUUAUAAAGCAGAGUCUUCCUAAUCUUCAAGUUUCAAUAUCAAUAUUUAUCCAUUUAGACUGUGGAGAUGGUCAAAAGUUUGAUGAUCACUUAUGUUCUUUGGUCAUUGGGUGGACCUUUAGGUCUCCAUCACAUCUACCUUGGGAGAGAUAGCCACGCCUUACUGUGGAUGGUGACAUUUGGUGGAUUUGGGUUUGGGUGGAUUCGGGAAUUUUGGCAAUUGCCAAAAUAUGUGCAAAAUGCAAACUUUCGCCACAAAAAGAUUCAAAGAAAAAGAGAUCAACAACCAUCAGUGAAAAUUAUCCGAACUUUUGGCCAAUUUGUAGUUGGCGUUUAUUUUGGUAUCAUUGCUCUCAUAAGUCUAUCACCAUUAAGUGGUUUCUACAUCAUGGUUUUGCCACUUGCCAUCACACUGGGUGUUCACCUUGUAGCUAAUGUUGGUGAGGAAACCUCCAAUAUAAAGGCAACAAUGAUGGCUUCCUUUGUUACAUCCAUCAUAUUCUAUGGAAGACCCAUUGCAACAAUACCCAUCAGUAUUGUUGCUAGUGUUGUCUCCAUGCAACACCGUCUCUACAAGACUCCAAGCGACACAGGAGACAACUUAAGUGUGCGACUCUACAGACUAGGUUUAGCUUGGCUGGCUUUCACAAUGCCAAUCUCCUACUGUAUGUUCCACAACACCACAGUUACGAUUACAUACAUCACAGACACCAUCAGCUUUAUCCUAGAUUCAGUACGAAUAUUCCCAUUGAUCAGUGGUCUCUUUGAAUCUAUAUUACUUCUUCCAUAUCAUACAUGGAAGUUGUCUACUGGUGGAACUGGAUUAAGCCAUGGAUACAAUCAGGAAUGGGAAAAGUUAUUUGCAUCUAUCUCUGCCAUACAGACUGAAAGAGAAAGAUUAGCAUAUAAGGUGCUGGGACUACAGCAGGAAGCAACUUUGGAAGAAAUUAACAAAAGUUAUAGAGAGUUGGUGAAACGCUGGCACCCUGACCACAACCGACAUAAUUUAAAUGAAGCAGAACAACAAUUCCUUGAGAUACAGGCAGCAUAUGAAGUACUUACAAAAAAGCAGACGAGUGACACACAAGAGCUGUGAAACCACUUAUAAAAUAUCAAGACUACAUGGCUUUGUGGCUGCUUCCAAUUUAUGAUACAGAUUUGUUAAAAUUGUGGCAUUGAACUGGGGCUAAAUUUUCCAAUUAUUUUUCCUUAUUCUCCAUGUUAGCCGGAGUAGGUCAUGCCUCAUGAGUUUAAUAGAGUUUCUUGAGGAAGUGUCAAGAUAAAUUGAUGAAGGUAGUGUGGUGUAUGUGGUAUAUAUGGAUUUUAGUAAGGCGUUUGACAAGGUUCCCCAUGGUAGACUCAUUCAGAAAGUCAUGAGGUAUGGGAUCUAUGGAAAAUUAGCUGUGUGGAUUCGAAAUUGGCUUGCCCACAGAAGCCAGAGGGUGGUUGUAGAAGGGAAGUAUUCAACCUGGAGGUCGGUGACUAGUGGCAUUCUACAGGGAUCUGUCUGGGACCUCUGCUCUUUGUGAUUUUUAUAAAUUAUUUGGAUGAGGAAGUGGAAGGAUGGGUUGGUAAAUUUGCAGAUGACAAGAGGGUUGGUGGUGUAGUAGAUAGUGAAGAAGGUUGUCAUAGGUUGCAAUGGGAUUUGGACAGGAUGCAGAGCUGGGUAGAGAAGUGGCAGAUGGAGUUCAAUCCGGAGAAGUGUGAAGUGAUAUACUUUGGAAGAAUGAAAUUGAAGGCAGAGUGCAUGGUUAAUGGCAGGAUUCUUGGCAGUGUGGAGGAACAGAGAGAUCGUGGGGUCCAAGUGCAUACUGUAGAUCCUUCAAAGUUGCCUCACAAGUGGAUAGGGCAGUUAAGAAGGCGUAUGGUGUGCUGGCCUUCAUUAGAGGGGGAUUGAGUUCAAGAGCUGAGAGGUAAUGUUGCAGCUCUAUAAGAUUCUGGUUAGACCACACUUGGAAUAUUGUGUCCAGUUCUGGUCACCAUAUUAAAGGAAGGACGUGGAAGCUUUGGAGAGGGUGCAGAGGAGAUUUGCAAGGAUGCGACCUGGAUUGGAGAGCAUGUCUUAUGAAGAGAAGUUGAGUGAGUUGGGCUUUUCUCUUUGGAGUGAUGGAGGAUGAGAGGAGACUUGAUAAAGGUAUAUAAGAUUAUGAGAGGCAUAGACAGAGUGGACAGCCAGCAUAUUUUCCCCAGGGUGACAAUGGCCAAUACUAGAGGUAACCCAUUUAAGGUGCGUGGAGGAAAGUUCAGGGGAGAUGUCAGAGGUAGGUCUUUUACAUAUAGAGUGGUGGGUGCCUGGAAUGCACUGCUGGGGGUGGUGGUAGGGGCCGAUACGAUAGGGUCAUUUAAGAGACUAUUAGAUAGGCACAUGAACGAAAGAAAAAUGGUGGGUUAUGGGAAGUGAAGUAGAGAUGGGGAUAGAUUGAAUGGGGAGAAGGUUUAUAUAGUUCGGCACAACAUCGUAGGCCGAAGGGCCCAUACUGUGCUGUACUGUUCUAUUUAUGCUCCAUCUGUAUUACAGCUAACUGGUUCAUCCCGACUCUCAUGUCAAAGAUUACAUUGUACAAGAUAGUCAGAUAAGAAUAUCAUUGCCUGGGUUCCAUAUUUAUAUCUGCCUAGACAUAGUUCAUUCAUCAGCCAAAUCAAGAUGCUUCCUUUUCCUAGCAUGUUUACUCAUCCAAGUAACAUCGGCCUAAAGAAACUUCUAUUUUGGAGCCUGAACCAACUCUGAAAUUAGAAACAUGGAAGAAAAUAGUAGGCCAUUCAGCACUUCGAGCCUGCUCCACCAUUCAAUAUGAUCAUGGCUGAUCAUCCAAAUUCAGUAUCCUGUUUCUGCAUUCUCCCUGCAUCCCUUGAUCUCUUUAGCCAGGAGAACCAUAUCUCACUCCUUCUUGCUGAUAUUUGAUAAUUUGACCUCAACUACCUUCUGUAGUUAAGGAUUCCACCGGUUAACUUGGGUGAAGAAAUUUCUUGUCAUCUCUGUCCUAAAUAGCAUUAAUUAUUCCAGUGAAAACAUUUUUAAAUCUGAGAACUUAAGAUGCUUUUUUUUCUGGUUUACCUGCACUGAAAUUUUUUGUUGUGGAUUGACUAUUUUCAGAUUUUCCAUUUGCAUUUGCAAUGAUGUAAAUGAACAUAUAAAAAUUCAAAGACACUUGUUAUAUAAAUAGGGAAAAAAUGGGCACCAGUAUUUUACGAUCAUACAAUGGAUGGCAAAUAUCGCUAUUAAAAUCUUUGCCAACAGUUUCUGCAAAGUGUGCCUUUUAGGACGUUUGUCCAGAUACUAAAAUCAUGAAAACAUAAGAAAAGAGCAGGUGUAGGUCAAAUGGCCCCUUGAGCCUCUUCACCAUUCAAUACGAUCACGGAUAGCCUCGUAGUUCAAAUUUCUGUCAAUCUCCGUUUUGAUUAUAUUCAAUGACUCCCUCCACAGCUGUCUGAGGUAGAGAACUCCAAAGAAUCAUGACCCUCUGAAAGCAUAAAUUCCCUCUCAUCUCCAUUUUAAAUGAGCUACUCCUUCCUUACUCUGAAACUAUGUCCCCUAUAGAUACCCCCGCAGGGGAAACAUAUACAACCUGUCAAUCCCUCUCAGAGUUGUAUAUGUUUCAAUAAGAUCAGCUCACAUUUUUCCAAACUCCAAUGUAUAAGCCCAGCCCUUUCAUCCCAGGGAUCAACCUAGUGAACCUUGUUCGCACUGCCUCCAUUGUAAGUACAUAUUUCUGUAAAUAUGGAGAUCAAAAGUGUACACAGUACUCCAGGUGCAGUCUCACUGGCAGCUUAUUUUGUAGUACAUACCCCCUACAAUAAAGCUCAACAUUCCAUAAGUCUUUCUAAUUACCUGUUGCACCUACACGUCAACCCUUUGUGUUUAAUGCACAGAACUCCCAGACCCCUUUGUAUUCCUAUUUUAUCGUCACACUCCAUUCUAAUAAAAAUUUGCUUUUUCAUUCUUCCAGCUCACAUUUUCCUAUAUUAUGUUCCAUCUGCCAACUUUUUGCACACUCACUUAACUUGUCUAUAUCUCUUUGCAUGCUCUUUGUUAACCCAUCUAUCUUUGCAUCAUCAGCAAGUCUGUCUACAGUACAGUCAGUCCCUUCAUCUAAGUCAUUAAUAUAGACCAUAAACAGUUGGGGUACAGCACUAAUCCCUGUGGCACUCCACGAGUGACUGACUUUCAAUCCGAAAAUGAUUCACUUAUCCUGACUCUGUUAGUUAGUCAAUCAUCUAUUUAUGCCAAUAUUCCCCCUCACCCACCACCCCUCCCCCAACUCUGUUAGCUCUUGUGCAAUAACCUUUUUAUGUGACACCUUGUUGAGUGCCUUUUGGAAAUCCAAAUACACUUGCGUCUACUAGUUCCUCUUUAUCCACCCCGUUUAUUACAUCCUCAAAGAACACUAAUAAAUCUGUCAAGCAUUAAUUCCCUUUUAUAAAACCACGUUGACUCCACUGGAUUGUCUUCUGAUUUUCUAAAUGCCCUGCUAUUACCUCCUCAAUAAUGGAUUCUAGCAUUUUCCCCAAAGGCAGACGUUAGGCUAACUGGCCAAUAAUUUCCUGCUUUCUGUCUCCUCUUUUCUUGAAUAGCAGUGUUAAAUCUGUUGUUUUCCAAUCCUCUGGAACCUCUCCAGAAUCAAGGGCAUUUUGGUAGAUUACAACCACUGCAUCCACUAUCUCUAGAACCUUCCUGACAACUUAAAGUGUUGUGUGUUGAUAAUUUCUCAAGUUAUUAGCAAAUUAUGCACCUUGAUUUUUGUCAAUGCCUUUCCAAUAUCUACUUCCUCACCAAUGGCCUGAAACAUACUGUCAAAUCUGAAAUCCUUGCCUAUAAUCCUAAAUUUGAACUUUCUAAUCAGGUAUCAGUCCCUAUCAAAUCAUUUAGACUCUAACCAAUGUCUCAAAUUAAACUCUAUAUGACCAUUAGUGUGGUAAGCUAUGUUUCAUAUUUCUUGAUCUGUCUGCAAUCUAUGAUACAGUUCAUUACUUCAUAUUCCUCCAAUAGCUAUUAUCCAUCUUCCAGCUGAGUCAAAUUGGUUCCACUGUUAUCUAUGCAGCUAUAAUAACAGAAUUUCCUGCAAUACCUUCUAUUUCCACUUCCAGAUGUAACCUCAGUUAUCCCCCCAACCAUUUACUCUUAGUCUUUUCUGUUUUUUACCUACAUGCUGUCUUGUGACAAUAUAACCUGAAAACAGAUAGUAGGUAGACAUGUUUACUGAGAGCACACAACUUAACCUCCAACCGCUUAUCUCAAGCCCUCCACUGUCUGUGUGUUGUCAGACUGCUGUUCAUCAUUAAGUCCUGAUGAUCAAAAUUUCUUCACACACUGGAAAGACUGGACUCAUUGUCUUCUGUCAUAUUUCAUAGGAAAAUAUACCACUGUAUAUGUUUUGUUUAUACACAGCAAUAGAAAUAUGGUGAAUGCAAAUUACUAAUACUGAAAAAUACAAAUAUUUUAUCAUAAAUGAUUAGUAAUUUGAUGCUCAAACUGAACCCCAUGGACCUCAGAUUAAAAUCAUGCAUUACCAUGGUGUUAAUUAAAGGUUAAUGGAUGGACUGGAACUAUUAUCUUGGACAUUUCAACAGAUUUUCUUGGAGCAUUGUAUGUUUAGAUCGGGGUCCAAAAAUUCAGUGUCAUGUAUGAAUGAACUGAAUGAGAAUUUAAAAAAUUGCAUAUGCUGAAAAUCUGCAAUAAAAACAGAAAAUGCUGGAAACACUCAGCAUGUCAAACAGCAACAGUGGAAAGAGAAAUAGAGUCAACAGUUGAGGCUGAAGACUCUUCCACAGAUGCUAUCUGACCUGUUGAGUGUUUCCAACAACCUCUGGUUUUAUUCAUGAAGAGAAGCAAUUUAUUUGUUAGCAUUCUUUACUCAUGUGUAUCUGGAGGUGACAAUAUUGUUUCAUAACUUAAUUUUGCUUAGUCUGUUUGCUUGCUAUGUCAUAUUAGUCUUGAAAGAAAAUUACAGUUUACACUGGUAAUUAUUAUACAAUUCCAAAUGACUAUGCUUUCUCUUUCCAUCUACAUCAAUUACCAUGUUUGCAUCAGAAUAGUGUCUGCUCAGUGUCAUACAUAUUUCUAAGCUAGAAUGAUUCUGUUCAUGAGUACCUGAUUUUGUAAGGCAAUGAAGUUUUUUGUUGGUCAUGUUCCAAACUGCACUUGUAUCAUGGAUUGAUUGUUCUCUAGAUU